UGUCGCCUCAGACCCCGCGACAGAUGGCGCGUGUGGGACUUUCAUAUGAAGCACGCAAAGGACAUAGAGCUGAGAUUUUUCAUGCUGAGACCGAAAGAGCUGAGGGUACUCACAGCGCUCGUGCGGCGGAAUGACGUCUCAUCGUAUCGAGAUUCUGUACGACGUAUCCGCCGUGUUCAGCAGUGGCGGGUGUCACCGUAAGCUGCGCUCUCAUCCACCCAGCCACCUGCAUCCAUCCAUCCCGUCUGUCUGCCUGCCUGUCUGUCUGUCUGUCCUUGUGUGUGUAGGCUGUGAACGAAUGCCUCGCAGGGGCCUCAGUGUUCGCGCUUAUAAUGGUCGCCAUCAUCUGCAUCAUCUUCUUCGUUCUCACUGCAGAGGAGAGCGUGGCCGACAUGACAGACGCGGAGAAGACUCGACACUAUUGGACGCUUGUCCUAUUCCUCCUUACGGUGGUUGCAUCCGCGGCCGGGGCUCUUGGCGUCUGGUGCACCACGUGCAAAGACCGAUGCUGCCCUGAUAAUGGUGAUGGUGAUGAUGAUGAUGAUGGCGCUAGUGACGAGGAGAUGCGAUCUCUCAUGGGUAACGGGUCGCCACCCCCAAGCGAGCCAGCCGCACAGGUCCCUCCCCACGUGGGCACAACAUUUCACUUCCCUCAACCUGCCCCCUCCGCUGCGGGAGGUCAGCGUGCGUGUGAACUGGUUGUGUGAAUGGACGCACGUGCAUUUUCAUGUUUUCAGGCGUCUUCUCAGGCAAUGGACCUUGAGUGGCUAUUCCCUGCCUGACAUUCUGCUCGUAUGGUACACACAGUGCACUCAGACUAUGGAGAGAAGCGCACACAGGAAACGUACACACGUGUGUGUGCGUACAUGUGCGUCUGUCUUAGGUCGCAUGUGAGUGAGUAUAUAUGACCUUCCGAUCGGAAUCGAAGGGUAAGCCACUGUACGCAGAAUAGACACGUACAUAAGUGUUUGUGUGUUGGUCGAUGCAGGUUUUGUGUCUGUAUGUAUACACACCGUACAUGUACAUAAUUAUGCGUGCGCGUACAAAGGCAGUCUGACUAGCCAUCCGAACAUACGUGCGCCAUUGGAUGGAUGGAUGGAUGCAGAAGGGAACGUGUGUGUGUGUGUGAGGAAAUGGAUCGCAUCGACAACACAGAACGGCAGGCUGACAAAUGAAACCACUUGCAGCACAC
This is a messenger RNA of Vitrella brassicaformis, 1192 nucleotides long. Lineage: Eukaryota; Vitrellaceae. The record is from the annotation of a GenBank genome assembly.